Messenger RNA from Rhododendron vialii, 3306 nucleotides. RefSeq names its product pentatricopeptide repeat-containing protein At4g02750-like. Gene Ontology annotation, biological process: RNA modification. Gene Ontology annotation, molecular function: RNA binding; protein binding. The transcript has 2 exons. Lineage: Eukaryota; Viridiplantae; Streptophyta; Magnoliopsida; Ericales; Ericaceae. The coding region runs from base 347 to 2449 and encodes 700 amino acids. The record is from RefSeq and is a predicted model, not a curated record.
GAGAAACUAGUGAAUGUGAAUUUGAACCGUUGAUUUCUCUCUUCAGAAUACUUACGGGUGCCUUAUCGGAGCACGUAGAAUUAUGGUUAAUUUUAGUGGGAGCGAACUCUCCAACUAACAAACCGGAGUACCUUGGGCUAACCCAACAGAAUCCUGUUUUCUGCUUCCGCCGAAAGAAUAUCUACUUCUUUUUUGAUCGGCAGAAAGAAUAUCUACUUCAGUUUGACAAGUUAACUGCAAUCAAUAUUCUGUUAAUUCCAUUGACGAAGGGAACUGAGAACACAACAAUGGACGUGCCCGAAACACCAUUGAAGGAGGGAAUUGGAGUUGUAUAAAAAACAAAGGGAUGAUACCAAGGCUGAAAUCAAUUGGUGAAAGUGGAAGAAGAAGCCAAGUUUUCAACCAAAAUGUGAAGAUAACCCAGUUGGGAAAAUGCGGUCGGAUCGAAGAAGCCACCAGAAUAUUCAACCAAAUGCCCCACCGCAACACUGUCACCUAUAACUCCAUGAUAUCUGUUUAUGCCAAGAACGGCAGAAUCAGCGAUGCACGGAACCUGUUCGAUAAAAUGCCGCGCAAGAACUUGGUUUCCUGGAACACAAUGAUUGCUGGGUACUUGCACGGUGACAAAGUUGACAAAGCCCGUGAACUGUUUGAUAAAAUGACCCAGAGGGAUGAUUUCACGUGGACUUUGAUGAUAACUUGUUACACACGUAAGGGAGAUGUCGAAAAGGCUAGAGUGUUGUUCGAUUUGCUUCCGGAGAAGAAGAAGAACCGGGCUUGUUGGAAUGCGAUGAUUGCUGGUUACGCGAAGAAAGGAUGUUUUGGUGAUGCUAGGAAACUUUUUGAUGAAAUGGAGGAUAAAAGUAUAGUGUCACGGAAUUCAAUGCUAGCCGGGUAUACCCAUAAUGGAGAGAUGUCUCUGGGUUUGAGAUUUUUCGAGGAAAUGGAUGAAAGGGAUGUGGUUUCGUGGAACUUGAUGGUGGAUGGGUUUGUGAAUGCGGGUGAUUUGGAUUCGGCUUGGAAAUUUUUUCAGAGAACUCCUGACCCAAACAUUGUCUCUAAAGUCACAAUGUUAUGUGGAUUUUCAAGGAAUGGUCAAAUCACGGAGGCUAGGAGACUCUUUGAUGAGAUGGAGGAUAAAAAUGUGGUUUCUUGGAAUGCAAUGAUAGCUGCUUAUGUGCAACAAUGCCAAAUUAACGAGGCUAUAUGGCUAUUCACACAAAUGCCUGAGAAAAAUGCCGUAUCGUGGACUACCAUCAUUAAUGGAUAUGUUCGAGUUGGUAAGCUCCAUGAAGCGGAGCAAGUGUUAAAUAAAAUGCCAUGUAAGAACGUGGGAGCCCAAACUGCAAUGAUCUCUGGCUAUAUACAGAAUAGAAGGAUGGAUGAGGCUCGUCGGAUUUUUGAAAAGAUAGGCGCCCCAGAUGUUGUUUGUUGGAAUACUAUGAUUGCUGGAUAUGCUCAUUGCGGGAGAGUAGAUGAAGCUUUAAACCUAUUAAAACGGAUGCCGCAAAAGAACAUAGCUUCAUGGAAUAAUAUGAUAUUUGGUUAUGCUCAAACAGGCCAAAUGGACAAAGCAGUUGCGGUUUUUGAAGAGAUGGGGGAGAAGAAUUUAGUUUCUUGGAAUACCCUAAUUUCAGGUUUUACACAAAAUGGCUUAUUCACAAAUGCACUCACGACUUUUUUGUUGAUGGUACAGGAUGGUAAAAAACCUGAUCAAUCCACUUUUGUUUCUGGACUAUGUUCUUGUGCAAAUCUUGCAGCUCUUGAAAUUGGAAACCAACUUCACCAAACUGUUGUGAAAAGCGGUUAUGCGAAUGACCUCUUUGUCAAUAAUGCCUUAAUCUCUAUGUAUGCGAAAUGCGGAAGGAUCUUGAGCGCCGACUAUGUUUUCAAGUAUAUUGACAAUGUCGAUGUUAUAUCGUGGAAUUCCUUGAUUUCUGGGUAUGCUUCAAACGGAAAUGUGGAAAAGACGGUUAAAAUAUUCCAGGAAAUGACAGUCAAAGGGGUUAAACCUGAUGAGGUUACUUUUAUUGGGGUACUAUCAGCAUGUAGUCAUUCUGGAUUAGUAGAUGACGGUUUGAAUUUGUUCAGGUCAAUGACUGAAGAGCACUUGAUUGAACCUGUGGCUGAACACUAUGCUUGCAUGGUUUGCUUGCUUGGGCGGGCAGGGAGAUUGGAAGAAGCCUUUCAGAUGGUAAGGGAAAUGAAGAUCGAGCCCACUGCAGGUGUAUGGGGGGCUUUACUUUAUGCUUGUCGUGUAUAUGGAAAUUUAGAGAUUGGGCGUGUUGCAGCUGAGAAGCUUUCCAAACUCGAACCUCAUAAAUCUUCAAAUUUUGUGCUCUUAUCAAACUUGAAUGCUGAGGCAGGGAGAUGGGAUGAGGUUGAAAGCACAAGGAUAUUGAUGACAGAUAGAGGAGCAGAGAAGCAACCAGGAUGGAGCUGGAUCUGAAGAUAGAAAACAAUCCAUAGUUCGAUUCGAGGACCAUGGUAGUGCAAUCCUAGAGUGUGAUAAGGUUAUCAACAGUCUGAAUAACUUAGGCAGUGUUUGGUUUGCUGUGAUGAUUUUGAGAAGGAAUAGGGGCCGUUCAACUGAACUGGCGAAUGAGGAUUCCAUCUAAAUCGUAGAUUCUGCCAUUUUUUAGUGAACGAAGCAUCAGAAUGAUGAGCAUGAACUUGGGUCUUGGUCUUAUCGUUCCAUUCAAGAUUUAUUCUAGUGAACCAAAACUCCCCUUAUGUUGCUUUCUGAUCUCUGGGAUUUUGCCACUGGAUGCCUAUUUGAGUUGAUUUGGGACAGGAAGUACUGAAAGGUGAUUGGUAUUGUGAAGGCUGUAGAUCAAUUUCCCUCGGCUCCUCAAAUCCAUAUCGUCCAAAUAAUGAUAUAACUGAGUCAACUGACUGAAGAACAUUCACCCGGUUUUGGGCAGAUCGGAUUCUAUUAAGGAAAGAACCACCACUGAUGAGUGUGAACCUUAACUAUUUUGGAUACCUGCAGUAUUUUCUUUUUUUCCUAGAAGAAAACUGUUCUGAGUAUCUACGAGCAGUGUUUGGUCACCGUGGAGUGCUUCGAGUCCGUGUAUUAGUGAGAAUUCAGCACUGCAAAUAGACCUUUGUUUACAGUUUGGCAUAUGCUUAUAUUCCAGAAACCGUGAGAUGUACUUGUUUAUGCUUGAAGUGCUUAGAAUUAUGUCAUGUGCUUAGAUAACACUGAUCUCUCAUGUCCUCACCAUAAGUAGGAGAAGUCGCCUUGAAGAAUGACUUUUCAUCCUCUGAAUGUUUGGACACGGGCAGCCCGAAAAUUCCUCACUC